Molecule: messenger RNA, 4495 nt
Organism: Mobula hypostoma (lesser devil ray)
Lineage: Eukaryota; Metazoa; Chordata; Chondrichthyes; Myliobatiformes; Myliobatidae
Product: golgin subfamily A member 7-like
Exons: 6
Coding region: 25-462 (145 amino acids)
Biological process (GO): peptidyl-L-cysteine S-palmitoylation; protein targeting to membrane
Cellular component (GO): palmitoyltransferase complex
Source: RefSeq, a predicted model, not a curated record
CCCGGAAGCAGGCUGCGGUUCAAGAUGGCGGAGACUCACUGCUUGCAGGAUCUGAGGCAGAACACAGCAUUGGCGUCCAAAGUCUUCAUUCAAAGGGAUUAUUCCAGUGGGACAGUGUGCCAGUUUCAAACUAAAUUCCCUUGUGAACUGGAAUCCAGGAUUGACAGACAGCAGUUUGAAGAAACCAUCAGAGUACUAAACAACCUUUAUGCGGAGGCUGAGAAGGUGGGAGGACAGUCCUACCUGGAGGGCUGCUUGGCAUGCUUGACUGCGUACACCAUCUUCUUGUGCAUGGAGACUCAUUAUGAAAAAGUAUUGAAAAAGAUUGCUAAAUACAUCCAGGAACAGAAUGAGAAGAUAUAUGCACCGAGAGGUCUUGUCAUAGUUGAUCCAAUUGAAAGAGGUUUGAGAGUUAUCGAGAUCUCCAUCUACGAAGAUCGAAGUUUUACUAGUGGAAGAUGAACUAUGGAUUAAGUGAGUGGGACCAAGGCAAUGGACCAUUUCUCCUGGGUGUCAAUACUGCACCAAGUAUUUACCCUACUUCGUCUCUGGGCUACCAUUCCACAAACUCUUGAGGACCCUGGUUCCACCUGAAAGUUGGAUGCUUUGUGAUGUGCUUUAUCCAUGAAAUAUACCGCAACAGCAGGAGGGUGGGGGUGGGGUGGGGGAAACGAAUACUAUAGUGAUUAAACUCUUAUUCACUGAUUAUUUUUCUUUUAAGUAAAAAUUUCAAAUGAACUUCAGGAUGUGCUAAAGAGAAACAAAUGAGGUGGUGGUAUGAUGGUGAUGUAACCUCCCAGCUGUCUGAAGCCUCUGAAAUUUGUAUAGUGCUAAAUGAAGAUAUUUUUUGUUGAUGCACUUGGACGUGUGUUGUUGUUAACCCUAAGAGUACUCUCAGCUUUCAAAACCUCAGUUAAAACUAGUAAUUGGUUAUGUUGGCUUCUGAGAAGCUGCCUCCAUUUAUAUUAGCGGGAAGGUUGCUACCUGGUAUAGUGCAAUAUUAUUGAAUGAAAUUCCAGGAUAUGACUGUUCACAGCAGAUGCACUUCUAAAGUCAUGUUCUGAUACUGAGCGUUGAGAUUAAAACUGACUGGGGUUCUUGCCGCAUGUCCAGCAACAUUUCUGUCCAGUCUGUGUGUGGAAGCUUGGGAGUGAAUUGGGCAUCAUCUCCUGCCAGCAAGUACUGCUGAGCUCCUGUCAGUAACUCAAUCAUUAAGCAAGUUAAAUGCCUCAAGGACAGAGAGUAGGGGAGUGGAAAAAUGGAGGUUAUGAACAUUAUGAAGACUAACUUUCUGAAUGCACUGGGAUGCUUCUCAUGCAAUGGUGACAUUUGUUGGAAUGGCUUAAAUAAGAAACAAUGCCUUCAAUAAGAAACAAGUGUUAUAAUACUCAUGAAAACAGUGGAAACAUUCAAGAGCUAUGUCUGCCAUGAAUUUUUAGAUGGUUCUGCUCUGAGAUGGAUUGAUUUCAGGAGUGGCUUUUGUUCUUGAUGCAGACAACUCAGACUUUUAUUUUUACCUUUGAGAAGCUUUUCAAUAAAAGUUUCACUGUUCACAUGCCCAGCUCCUGCACCCUCCAAUUACUGUAGAUACAACAGCAAGAGGCCAUUGCAUUACCUCACUGGAUAGCUGAUUAGGGAAACAUUGAAAGAGAAGAAUGGUUUUACGGAGAAAUAACUGUUUUAAAGUUUUUGCACAUAUAAUUAAAGGUUGAAUGUUUCUGUAGAAAGUGGAAUCUUUUAUAAUUGUAUUUAUUCAACUGAAAAAGGAUUGUACAAUUUUUACUCUGAAACCAAUAUGGGGAAAGUGGUGCUAAACUGGUCUCUUGAUGAUACUCAUUUCUAUUUUCUGUCUCUUCUCCUUCUUCUCCACCCUACAACCCUUCCUCCCAGAUCUCAGUCCUCCAUCACACACUGCACUCCUCUUCUCCCACUCUUUCUCCCCCACUCUCUCCCCGCCCCCCCCCACCCCCCAGUCUGCCAUGUACAGACUGGAAACCAGAAUCUGCAAGCACCCAUUUAUUAUAAAAGUGAUUCUGGCAACCGUUGGCUGCAUUCUUUCAUUCAAACUGAAUCUGCACAAUGACGUUAGUGAGUUUUAAGUCUUGGAGCAUUGAGUACUCUUAGUGGUUAAUAACUUAGCAGUGCUCUGUCACCACUUAGCUUUUGACUACUUGGACCUAUUCCCCAGGGAAGUCUACUGGCUAAGUAAAGUUCGCUGAAGUAAAUUUUUGCUUAGCUAUGUUCCUUUUGUAACUUGCAAUGUAGUAGUGUAGUUUGUAACACUAAUCUGCAGAGCUUCUAAAUACUUUUGGAUGUUUGUAAACCUUUUUUGGUCUUACAGUUUUCAAAGAAGAAAGUACUACAUGUCAAACAUUUUAACUGUGUUCACAGUUGCUCAGACUGUUUUUGCCUUAUUGAAAAGUCUGAAGAAAAAAAUACAAAGCCUGACCUUGAUCCCGGGAAAAUAAUUUGAACAGAGUCUGAGACAAUUGGGUGUCAAUCAUGUCUGACACUAAAUCUGACCUUGUCUGACCUCCAGAAUGCAAAAGGAAAGGCAUUUUGAGUUGUGCAGUGGAGUAGAACGAGCAGAACAUUGACCUUUUCAGUUUCUCAAACAUAGGUUUCAAUCCAGCUCAGACUGGUGGACUGAGAGCCCCUUCACAACUGUAUGGUGGUGAGUGGGGGUGGGAUGGUGUUAAGUCAGUUCCCAGUGGACACGUACAUAACACAAAACUGCCUGUAAUAUGACUGGCACUAAUUGGGCAAUCUUACUCUGAGAGGCCAGUGACAGGGUCAGUGGAAAUCAACAGGAGAUUUUUGCAGAUCAAGUUAACUCUUGCCAUACAUGGUAUUCUACGUUAAAUUUAUACCCCAAAAUAUUGUUACAACAUCUGUAAAAAGAUUAAAGAAUUGAAACCUCAUUUUUUCCACAGUGAUAUAUCUUAAAAUGAUUAAAUCCAGGUUAUAAAUUUGGUCUUGAUUCUAGUGAAGUUUUAGCUGUGAAGUGACAGAUGACCUCACUCAACCCUGACCUACUUUGUCACUGAAGUUGGAGCAAUCAGAGAUUAAUACUCAUCAGAAGGAGUAUAAAUUAGGUUUUUGUUUGGCAAUUUAAGAUUAUUUAAUGUGCCUGUGCAGUGAUGAAAGGGAUUCUCUGGGACUGAGCUGUUGUUCAUUUGUCUUGCAGCUGACUCUGAAUGGAGAGAGUAUGGUAUAAUGUCCACUCUGGAGAAUCAGUGGGAGAUCCUCUUGCAGGUGCAUCAGACUGCUGUACCUUCCCUCUCACCUGGAUUCUCUAGUAAUCUGUUAUGUUCCCAGAAGUAAUCUUGACACCUUGCCACCUGAAAAUGAGAGAGUAAUUGUCGUAUAACAGGUUUAGCAUUUUGGGAUGGUGUGAUAUGAGAUGGCAGUUUUCAAGCUAUCAGCAUGUUUGGAAAUCUAUAUGCAUAAAGCCAAGUUUUAUUGCUAAAUCUCCUGGAAGGAUGAAAGGACAUAGUUGGGAAGUGCAAGACAUGAUAAUGUGGAUUUUUUUUUUAGUUGCACCUCAGAUACUGAAAAAUGCAAUGGUACCCAUGUUGACCUUGAAUACUAUGGAACCCACUGAAUAAAUGAUUAAGACUUCUGGUAGCGUUUAUCCCAAGGACCAGAGCUUAUUAAGGGCAUAGGUAGAUAGGAACACAGAAUAUCCAGAUGACUUGCAAUUCAUUCUGCAGUGAAGUCAGGUGCAAGAAAUGCAGUGAUACCAAGUUUUGGAAGUAGUUUCAUUCUAUCUGAUAGGUUGGCACUUGCAAGUAAUGUUGGACUGAACUAGGUGUGGGGUACUAAUCUACCUUUUCUAAUUGAGCAGUGGGUGUAAUUUGAAAGCUCCUUAACUCUUGCCAUUAUUCUGCUUCAAAAUAUGUGUCCUAAUUGGGCCGAGGAAAUUACUGUGACCUGUUUUCAGUUAUGCAGUCAAGUUGGGUGUGUAAAUUGUCUAUUUUUAUACCAAUGAACUGCCAGUCAAUGUGCCUAGAUUUUUAGAGUUGUUAUGAAAACUGGUUUUGAAGUACGGGGAUAACUUUUUGAGUCUGAUUUCAAGUGUUGAUGUGGUAGUUCGAAGACAAGACAAAGGAUCUUUUUCUCUUUUUAGCAAAAGGAUGUCUUAGUCACAAGAAAAACUAUUUGUAGAAACUAAUCAUUAAUACCACCCCAAUUAAGAAUUUAGAAUGAUUUGUGAAUAAAAACCACUGCUCAGGUCUUUUGAAAAUUAUACUGACUUGGGUAAAAUUACUACAGCAGCCUUGGACAACCUGUAAAAUUUCAUGACCUUGUUUAUAUGGUGUACCUAUCUCUUAAGAUGCUUUUGAUUCUAUUUUAUUACUGUAUGCUUGUUGCACAUCUUUUUUUAAAGACUUGUCCUUUGAUACCAGUUCACUUGUGAAUAUAUUUGUUUCUGAUUUCUAUCUUUGCUGAUUUUAAAAAUAAAAUGCUUCCACAGAAUCUGCUGGUUCCUGAA